AUGAUUUUGGAUGAGGCUGCAUUUAAUAAACAAUUCAACUCACAUCGUUUACAACAAUUAGAUAAAAAUGUAUUCUUCGGCUCCUUACCAUCGCUAAAUGAUCUUGACUCAUUGAAAACCAACAAUAUUAGAUUUCUCAUCGGUAUUGAUAUUCCAACAGAGACUAUGUCACAAUUAUACACCCACUCAAACCUUUGUAACUUAUAUUCCUCCAAUGGUAUCAACGAUAUUAUAAUGAUUAAUUUCCACACUUCUUUAAUGCCACAACCAUUUAACGUUAACGAUCCAACAAUCUCCUGCUAUAUCAAUAAUAAUUCCUGCAUGUUGAAUAAAUUGACUGCACAACUAAACCCCGAAAUCUUCAAUACAAAUCAGGUGAUCUACGGCAACAAGACAAACUAUACAAAUGUCAGAUUCAACGUAUUCCAAUUGAACAACUAUGACCUGUUCGAACAAUUCAACGAUUGGUUGGAGAUUUUCAAGUCCACAGGGAACGGCGUGCUUAUAUUCGGUGAUCACGAAAAUAAUGAAACUUUUAUAGCAUUAUUAAUAUCUUGUGUGAUCAAAAAAUCGUCAAACUUGAAGAUCAUGGAUGCAUUCCAAUUCAUCAAGUCUCUAAAGAAUGAUUCGAAUGACAACAUCCAAGAACAAAGGAUUUACUGGAACAGUGGAUUGUUGAGCUAUUACGAAACAAUAAGAAAAAACUCUAUGGUCUGGAAUGCUAACGGGAUACCCUCUUUAUCAUAUGGAUCAUCAAUGUUCCAGAAUAAGACCAUCUCACCUAACAAGAGAAGAGUAAUAAAUCUUCAUCCACAAAACCAAACUCCAAUGUCGCCCACUUCUCCACUUAAAGGAAAAGUAAAUCCUGUGGGUUCUUUUGAUAGAUGUAAAAGGGCUCGUUCCGACUGA
Molecule: messenger RNA, 909 nt
Organism: Arxiozyma heterogenica
Lineage: Eukaryota; Fungi; Ascomycota; Saccharomycetes; Saccharomycetales; Saccharomycetaceae
Exons: 1
Coding region: 1-909 (302 amino acids)
Source: RefSeq, a predicted model, not a curated record